CUCUUUUCCAACUGCAGCUAGGUGUCGCUACUAACAAUGCGGUCCCAAACGUGACGUAUACAUAUCUCUAUAUUUGUUCUCCAGCACAAGUAGAGGAGCAGGUGGCAGAAGAACUGGAAGAAGACGUGAAGAUUGUGAUAGAAGACGAGAGGUGGGACGGACAGUCCGGGAUGGAUGACGACCUCAGACAAGAGGAGGAGAUGUUCCAACAAGACCAGGCUAUGAUGGAAGACGAAAUCAAACAAAUAGAGCAAGACGAAGCAGAGGUUAGAAAAGAAGAGGAAGAGUUGAAAAAGGAAGAAGAACAAAAUCUGGAUGACCCAUAUCUUGCGGAAGAGGAACAAGAACUGGAGAUGGAAGAGGAAGACAUGAAAGAACAGGAGAAGCAGAUAAAAAUGGACGAAGAAGAGAUGAAGAAAGAAGAAAAAAUGGAGAUUGAGGAAGAACGAGGGGAGAAAGAUACUGCAAUGGUUCCAGAAGCUGAGUGCUCAUUGGACGUUCUCCGCCCGUGUGUGGAUACGUUCGUCACUUCCGUGGGGUCACGUGAUCCCUGGUGUGACGUCAUGGACACCCACCUGACCUGUCUACAGGACGCUAAGAAGAACUGCAGUUUCUCAGCGCAUAUCGAGGCCUAUCGAUUCGGCUUCAUGGACAUGGCGUCCGCCUACGUAGAGUCCGGACUGUGUCCAUCAUCUACCUUCAACAACCUGGAAGAGGACAGAGUCUUUGAACAGCUGGAGGACACGAGGGAGGGGAUCUACAACCCUGGUGAUGAAGAGGAGGAGAUGGAGAAAGAGAGGAUGGGGGAAGAGAGAGAGAUGGAAAGAGAGAGGAUGGAGGAAGAAAGAGAGAUGGAAAGAGAGAGGAUGGAGGACGAGAGGGAGAUGGAAAGAGAGAUGAUGGAGGAAGAGAGAGAGGAGAGAGUGGAGGAGAGGAUGAUGGAAGAGCAGAGGAUGAGUCAGGAAGCCAGGAUGCAGAAUGAGGAAAUGAUGCGGGAAGAGUCCCGGCAAGAGUAUGCUGAGCGUCAACAAGUGACAAAACAAGACAACACAGGGCGCUCUAGCGGAACCAGUCAAAGCGGUAGUGCGGCCCUCACUCUUACCGUUGCGACUACGCUUGCAACUUUCACACGAUAGAUGAAAUGAACCGCCGUCCCUCUAAAGUGGGCCUACACGUAAGAAAAGUGGAAUUCGAAUGUCAAAGAUCGAAAUACCAUUUCUAAUACAGUAUGUUCUAUAUAAUCACAGCAGUGUGUAAUAGUCUUAUUCAAGGAUAAGUUUGUUGAAUGCGAUGCCUGAUUUAAUUUCUAUAGUUGUCAUAAUACAAUGUACAUUAUAUAAUUUCUAAUGCCGUUAUCAAAAAGGUCUUCUGGUGCUUGAAUGAUCAUAUUGCUGCUUCAACAGUGGAAUUAGAUACAUAAAUCGCGCUCCUAGCGGCCGGCCCUACCAUUGCCGCCGCUCUAGGGGGAGGGGGUCAUUAACCCCAGCCAGCGAGAGAUUGUGUAAACACAGGCUAGUUGACAUCUGUACCGCAAAAAAAGAAUGUUUAUAUCGUGAUGAGUUAUAAAGAGAACGUGAUAGAGCUAAUACUGCCUGAAUAUGUUGUAUAAUGUCUCUUCCUUGAUUAAAAUAAUACUUGAUAAUUUAUAUUAAUUAGCAUGAAAGUCAAUCUGUGUUGGUAGAAUACAUUGUAGCAAAAUUGCUAAACUUUCCUUCCAACACUAUAAUAACGUAGGGACUUAACAUUUAAAUAGAAAGGGUCAUUCUGUGAACAAGGUCGACGGAGAUUGACCGAAAAUUUUAAGUCCUUACGUUAUUUUAGUGUUGGAAGGAAAGUUUAGCAAUUUUUCUAUAAUGUCUUUGCGACUGUAAAUACCAAAAACGUUUAGCGAUAUAUUUCCGGAAAGAAAUGCAUUCUCGAACUUUUGACGUAUCGCAAGUACCCCUAAGUAGACGUACGGGGCGGCUAAUGCUUUUCCAGAAAUAAGAUACAACAUAUAAUUGUCCGUAGACAAUAGUAAGCUAAGAUUUUACAAAAAAUGUCAAAUCUGAAUGCUCGAUGGAAUAUUAUAUGAAUCACAAUGAGUCUAAUGAACGAUCAGCCAUAUAUAAUAAGCACAUGUAGUAGAGAUAGAAAGGGCCCGCUAUAAACAGCUCCCUGUCCACGAAAGAUUAUAUACAUAUUGCUAAAUGAAUGCAGUGGAUUAUGAAUUAUAUUUCAUUAGUCAGUGUACACACUAUGAAUCUGAAAGAAACAGAUUAUUUCAAACAGUUGCCACAAUCUCACCCGAGCCUUUGCCUUCUAAUAGAUCACACAAAGAAUCUAUAUUUCUACUUGAAGCACAAAAUCCAAUCGUUAUACAACACGUUGGACAACCAAUUGACCACUAGCUUCAAAAAAGAAGUCAAACCUCACAAUAAUAUACAUUGUACCAUAUAAAUUUAGUUGAUUAGACCCUAGUGUCAUGUAUCACACUAUUUUAUGCUCUUAGAUUUUUGAGACUGUACGUGCAAUCAGCCUUCGGUGACCGGGCAUGAUUUUGCAUAUAAUACAACUAUAUAAUCUUGUCAUACCUGAAGGUAUUGUCAAAAGAUAUUAUCCUUUACACAAUUAUGCUAUGCCAAUAAAUGAUGAUGGUCGAUGCACUAGUA
Messenger RNA from Branchiostoma floridae (Florida lancelet), 2651 nucleotides. RefSeq names its product golgin subfamily A member 6-like protein 2. The transcript has 4 exons. The coding region runs from base 171 to 1136 and encodes 321 amino acids. NCBI's taxonomy places the organism in Eukaryota, Metazoa, Chordata, Leptocardii, Amphioxiformes, Branchiostomatidae. The record is from RefSeq and is a predicted model, not a curated record.